This is a messenger RNA of Seriola dumerili (greater amberjack), 2833 nucleotides long. It is a transcript of the gene tmem126a, whose product is annotated as transmembrane protein 126A-like. Gene Ontology annotation, cellular component: mitochondrion. The record is from RefSeq and is a predicted model, not a curated record. Lineage: Eukaryota; Metazoa; Chordata; Actinopteri; Carangiformes; Carangidae. Gene Ontology annotation, biological process: mitochondrial respiratory chain complex I assembly. The coding region runs from base 290 to 907 and encodes 205 amino acids. The transcript has a single exon.
AGAGAUGUUCGCAUUUACGAGUAACUUUCGCACUUUUUUAAUGAAUGGAAAACCUACGGAGAAAAUGUGCUAUGCUUAACGCUGCCUGGGAGGUUUGACUCAGGGCAAUAAACCUUACUUAAUAUUCUUUGAAUUAUGGGUAAGACAUGUCUGCGCUCUGUCUUCAUUCUGAGGACAGCAUUACUUCAAAGUGAAAACCGCGUUAUCCUCACUGUAAACCAGGAUCUCUAGCUACACAACACGGGACGUUGUCGGUUUAAAGCAUAUGGUUUAAACAUUAAGUCUGAAAAUGUCGGAAAAUACCCAGAAGGAGAGCGUCUCUGGAAAUGCGCUCACCAGAGCAGUGAUUGCUGAAAUGCUGGCGAAGAAUUUCGAAAAACUGCCUGACACUGAUCAGAAACUCUUCCUCUAUGGACCUUUGUAUCUCGGGGGAAACGCGGCACUUGCGGGAUUAAUUUCCAACAGCUUGUAUCGCAGAGCUCUGAAUGUCACGCAGGCGCCCAUCACCUCCGGCCUGCCGAUGGCCGUGCUGCCCUUCAUGACAACAGCUGCCCUGUAUAACGCAGUGGUGUCCAGCUCCCUCCUGUCCGGUGACCUCAACUGUCCCUCAUGUGCCCUGAUACGAGGUGCACUUGUGGGUGUGAUUGGUGCUGGUGUGUACCCCAUCCUCCUGGCCUUACCCGUGAAUAUUGGCCUUGCAUCCAGGUACAACACAGCACCGAUGCCAGAGAAGGGCAAUGUGCUCCGGUACUGGGUGGACCUGUCCAGACCGAUCCUUAGAAGAAUGAGGGCAGUGUUGGUGCUCCAGGCCUUCUUCGGCACCUACCUGGGCUCCAGGCAUUUUGAAUCUUACACCAAACUGUCCCAGAUAACAUUUGGUUCAGGUGGAGAGGAACUCAAAGACUAAAACCUUUUAAACUGAACCUUCAAAUAAGCACGUUGUUUUGUAUUGAUUUGCCACCAUUUUACAUGGAAUAUGUCUGAGAUUUUCCCCCAGAAAUAACAUUAAAUGUGGGCUUUGUAAGAUUGCUGGUUUGUCUCAAUUAACAUUAAAUCAACUGUGUACAUCGGCUGCCUUUCAGGCAUAUUAAGAUGAUUUAUUAAAAUCAGAAUCAGGUCCAUGCAAUAAAGAGAUAAAACUGUCAUAAUCUUCAUCAGAUAUAAUUUAAAUAAAAGAUGAAACAAUGAGUCAAUCAUUACAAAAAUAAUCUACAAUAAUUUUGAAAAAUGGUUUCAUUUAUAAAGCAAAGUGCCAUACAUCUGCUAUUUCCAGUGUCUCAAAUUUAUUGCUGUUUUCUGCUUUAUCACUUUUUAUAUUAAAUAUGGACAAAAAAAUUCAUUUAAAGAGGUCACCUUGGUCUUUGGGAAAUUGCAAUGGGCAGUUUUCACAAUUCUGUGAUAUGUUGUAGAUAAAAUAAUUAAAUGAUCAAUUUAAAAAAUAACAAAGAUUAAUCUGUAAGGAAAAUAAAUGACAGUUUCAUUUGAUGUAUGUGUUUUUGCGAAAAGCUGACUCAGCAGUGAAAUGAUAAAAAAAGUGCAGCACUGAUGUCCUGGAUCUGACUGUCAUUGAAAACACAUGUUCAACACAGGCAAUGUUUUAUUAAAACAUGUCGUCACCUUGAAUGGCAGGUUUGACAUCACAUCUCUGGCUCUCUACAGUCUUAACUUGUCUGGGGAACGUGUUACAAGAAAAGCAAGUUUAUUGAUGACAAAUGAGGAGGGAGAAUUAAAGUCAGUCUGUUAUUAAGAGGGAAAGGUGCUUCUUAAGAGGAAACACUGACAUCAAUCAAUUAUAGCAAACUGAAUAAGACUUUUUUAAAAAGCUUAUAAUUACAUAGUUCCCCAUCCCUUUCCCAUACCCUUCCUUCCUCCCACCCCCCACCCUCAAAAAUGGCUCCCGAAUCACAACAAAACUGCCAAAAACAAAGCUCAGUGACAAUCCCACAAAACGAUAAACAACACAUUUCAAGUCAGAGGAACCUGAAUUAUCAUGACAACCAGUGAUUCAUAUGGCACAAGUUUCCCUCUUUACUUCUUUAGACAGACAAAAGUCUCCAAUUCAUCAUUGUCCUUCCAUUGAAUGCAACAAUACAUCAUCACUACAAAGUCUGUGUUGCUGUAGUAAUCUUUACAAGGUGGAUACGCUUAAUGCCCCUUUAAAAACACCCGUCAUAGCAUGCCAUUGUACUUCAUUUUCAAGAAAGGAAAGUUACAAUAAAAACUAUACAUCUGUCAGCACAGAAAUCUCCAUAAAUAUAUCAGACAACUGAACGUCAGUCAGAGAAAACUUCCUGAAGAGCAGAAAGAUGAGGGGUAAAUGUCACCUGUACACAAUCUACACCUGGCCUGGCUCCUGCUGUGACCGUUGAGCUAUACUGUCGUUUUCUUGCAUUAAUGGCACAAUACAUUUAAAAGGAGUAAACACUUCUUAAACAGUUGGUAUUCCCCGCCCCAACACUUUCCCAAAUUAAGAUAAAAGAAUAAAUAAAAUGUCAAGAAGACAUGACCAAUAACACAGGUUUCUCCAGUCAUUCUCAUGCAAAACAAGACAGUGACAAUCUGAACAGACGUGGAUGCAUGAACAUACACACAUUCCCACACAUAAAAAGUACACAUGAGAUGAACUGGUAAAAUGCUCAAGGCAUGUCAUCUUCUGUUGUCCCAGAUAUACAAGCGGUUCCCAUUCCUUCAGUAGGCCUAUAAAAUUUGACAGCUGAUGUGGGCUAGCCAGCGCCCUUCACGUCAUUGUAAGUUUCAUUACAGUACAUUACAAGUAAAGGAAAAAAGUUAAAUUAAAUAUCUAGACAAGGCUUUGGACCAAAGGGGAAGAGAA